CUUCCCAGUGGAGCGAGGAGCCAGCAACUCUGCCCCUGAGUUCCCUUCCCGACGACGGCAGAGGAGACGCGCCUGAGAAGUAAGACCAUUUCUCUUCUGUUUCACCUGCUGUCCGCUGCGCAGGGAGGAGGUGCGAGGGAAAGCAGGCAGCCUUGGAGCACUAGGUGGGCCGUCUGGGGAGCUGAGCUCUUGGCACACAGCCUCCAUGUACUCCGAGAUCCAGAGGGAGCGGGCGGACAUCGGGGGCCUGAUGGCUCGGCCGGAGUACAGAGAGUGGAACCCGGAGCUCAUCAAGCCCAAGAAGCUGCCGAACCCCGUGAAGGCCUCCCGGAGCCACCAGGAGCUGCACCGAGAGCUGCUCAUGAACCACAGAAGGGGCCUGGGCAUUGACAGCAAGCCGGAGCUUCAGCGUGUCCUGGAGCACCGCCGGCGGAACCAGCUCAUCAAGAAGAAGAAAGAGGAGCUGGAGGCCAAGCGGCUGCAGUGCCCCUUUGAGCAGGAGCUGCUGAGACGGCAGCAGAGGCUGAACCAGCUGGAAAAACCACCAGAAAAGGAAGAAGACCAUGCCCCCGAAUUCAUGAAAGUCAGAGAAAACCUGCGCAGAAUCGCCACGCUGACGAGUGAAGAGCGGGCGCUAUAGGGCUGGCUUCUGGAGCCCCAGCCCCUGGCAGCCCAUCCCGGGCCCCCACACCCUUCUCCAGCCCUUCUGCAUCUGGCAUCCCUGGGCCCUGGGCCUUGGGACAUCUGUGAUGUUUACGCUUGCUCCUGUAAAGAUGCGUCACCCCAGAGGGCCUCCCCACCACCCCCAGGAGCCAGGGGCCCCUGAGCCCCCAGGCUUUCCUUCUGGGUAUUCACCUCUCCUGCUCCCAAAGGAAGCCACUAUGGGGAACACCUGCAGCACAGCCUCUCUCCCCGAACGGGCUUCUGAGCCCUGCAGAAACCUUUCUGGCAGAAUUGGGAGGGAGGGACAGGUCUCUCUCUGGCCUGCCAGGCCCCCCAUUCUGCCCAGGCCCCAUGGGGCCCCGCUUCUCUGGGCAGCCCAGCUCCCAGGUCUCAGAGAACUUCCCUGAAGACAGGUGAGGGGCAGCUAAGCGGAGCGUCUCGGGACACCUGCCUUGAAAGCCAGCCGUGGGGAGAAGUGUUCAAGUGCAGCUGCCCCAGGUGAGGAAGGACAGGGGCCCAUGUCAGGCCAGGUUGAAAGGGUACUAACAAGACAGCUUCUCAGAGUUGGCCAGCCUUCCCCCCACCCCCAGACUUUCUAUUUUCUCCUCUCCACAGCCCUCCCUGCCCGGGCCUCAUAACCACAGCUAGCCAGGGCUGCAGCCUUCCUGCUCCCAGAAGUCUAGAACAGUGCUUCUCAAACUUUACUGUGCCUACAAAUCACAGGGGAUCUUGUUACAGGACAGCUUCUGAUUCAGUAGAUCUGGGGUGGGGGCUGAGAUUCUGCGUUUCUAACAAGCUCCUAGGCUGCUGGUCUGAGGACCACGCUGCAAGCAUCAGGGCCAGAGGAUCCAGGGGGCACGUCAUCCCUGAAACCACCUCUGCCCGCCGUGGACCUCUGUCCAGGGGUUUCCACCCACCUCUGCAGCUCCCAGGGCUCUCGAUUCCACCCCACUCCAGGGAGCCUGGGCCUGGGAAGACUUUUGCCUAGAAGAUCAUGUCACCUGAUUGUUGCUUUCAUCAGAGAUGUAAAUAAUUGCCAAUCUGCAUUUCUUACCACACUGUUAUGAUUCAAUCCUAGCCAAAAAAAAAAUUUUUUUAACCUUUUCCUUAAGCCUUGGAGAACAAAUACACAGUGAUUUCCAAUAGGCUUCUGGAAAUAUGAAUGGUGGUUUGAAGACACCCUGCCACCCUUAGAGACUGGCCCCUUCAAGUCCCCAUUUCGAGCCUCUGCACCUGAGACCCACUCCUGACUUGGUUUCCUUCACCUGCCAGCUCCAGUGAGUUCACCUGUUCUUCUUCCUCAAAAAUCCCUUCCCACGGGAGACCAAAUGUUUUACCCUUUUGCUCCUAUCCCAUUUUUAAAGAUUCAAAGAAUAAAGCAGGCCUGUUUCUUUUUCCCCUGAAAAUAAAAUCUCUGCCCCUGGCCUUGUGAACCCAUCGGGUGAGGUGACAGGGCAGUGCUAGAAAAGCAUUUCCUUCCACCCCCCCAAAACUGCCGAAAGAGCUGCCACCGGGAUGCUGUUUGGACCAAAGGUGGACCUACAGGAGGAAAGGGCUCAUCCUGGUCUUACUCCUAACUGGGUAGUUUGAGGGGAACCAAAGAUCUCAUCCUUUUCCUGUGUGUGGUCCAGCGUAGGGGGGUAAGUACAGAUAUGCUGCCUCUGUGUGUGUAUAAGUCGAGCUUUAAAAGGCUCUUGAAUGUGACUCUUGGUGAGAAUGUGGUAACACUGUUCUAAAUGUGUGCCAGGGAGAGUGGUGCUAAAGAUGCACAGUCCCUAAGUAAAGACCACCACUUCCCCAAAGAAGCUGCCCUCAGGGGUCUAUGCAUUAUUCAGAUGUGUAAAGAGAAGCAAGGCAGGGUGUGUAGGGUGGAGUAGGCCCCUCGGAGGGAAUGCUUGGGAUUUCACUCUGUGGUCCCCAGAGGUGCUCCAUGGAGACAGUGAGUCAUGGAGAUGAAGCCCCAGAAGUAGAAGGGACCUUGAGCACCACAUCGUCCAGUGGAGCCGUGGCAGACACCUUUGUUCACUCCCUUGUGACCAGUCCCAACUCCUUUCUAGCCACCUCCCACUGUAGAGACUGUAAAUCUAGAUUCUCACUGUUCCAGCCUCCUUUGCAGCUUGGGGUGACCCUGUGACCAGGUAUGACCAGUGAAAUUUAAGAGGAAGUCUACAGGGGCUUCUGGGAAAGCUUAUACGUUUCUGAUAAAAGACACGGACAAGGUAACACCUCCCUGCCCCUCCCUUCUUCCUGCCUUGAUUGAGAAUGUGAUGCCUGGAGCCACCACAGCCAUCUUGCUACAAUGAAAAAAAGGCCAAGAGAAUCUCAAAGACAUCGACCCUAUCAUCAUUUGACCAAGCCAAUGCCAGCAGCCAUCCUCCUCCACAAUUCUUGUAAAUAAAAAUAAAACCUUCUUUGUUUAAGCCAC
Equus quagga is the source of this 3088-nucleotide messenger RNA. It is a transcript of the gene FAM107A, whose product is annotated as family with sequence similarity 107 member A. The coding region runs from base 206 to 640 and encodes 144 amino acids. Gene Ontology annotation, cellular component: neuron projection; stress fiber; synapse. Gene Ontology annotation, biological process: regulation of actin cytoskeleton organization; actin filament bundle assembly; actin filament polymerization. The transcript has 4 exons. The record is from RefSeq and is a predicted model, not a curated record. Lineage: Eukaryota; Metazoa; Chordata; Mammalia; Perissodactyla; Equidae.